CGCGCGCGAACAGUCGAAAUUUACAUUUGAAUUUCGAAUUUGUUUUGUUUUUUUUUUUUCUAAUAAGUGAGUGAACAAGGAUUUUGAAAAAGACUAUGACCACAGCCGUCGACAGAUGAUGGUACCGCCAUGCGAUUGAGCCAUGGCACGAAAUCGCGGGAAAUUCGAAAAUAGAACACAAACAUGGCGGAUAGUUGUUUUACUCUGUGCACUCGCCGGUUGCCAUGGUUACCAGGAGCAGAGGUUCGCGAUGGAGCCGCAGGAUCAGAGUGCGAUAGUGGGUUCUCGUGUGACACUCCCUUGUCGUGUGGAGAACAAAGUUGGUGCUCUCCAGUGGACGAAGGACGACUUCGGGCUGGGAACCCACAGGAACCUCAGCGGAUACGAGCGGUAUACCAUGAUUGGGAGCGACGAGGAAGGUGACUACUCCUUGGACAUAAGAGACGUGGCCUUAGAAGACGAUGGCAGAUACCAGUGCCAAGUCAGCUCUGGACUUAACGGUGAACCACCAAUAAGGUCAAGGUACGCGCAGCUCACUGUGCUGGUCGCGCCGCAGCCACCACGCAUCAUCCAGGGUGCCUUCAUAGACGCGACGGAGAACCAGGUGGUUGAUAUUGAGUGCGUGUCUGAGGGGGGGAAACCUGCUGCUGAGAUAACCUGGGUUGACGGUAACCAGAUGGUGAUCACGCAGGGCGUGGAAAACAGAGUGGAGACUCUUCCUGAUGAGCAGAGGUUUAGAACCAGGUCUGUACUACGGCUGGUGCCGAGCAAGGAGUUCCACAAUCAGACCCUAACGUGCCAGGCGCAAAACACAGCGGAUAGAGCGUAUAGGAUGGCAACCGUGCAUAUUGAGGUGAAAUACGCGCCUAAGCUCAACGUGUCCGUAAAGUCUGGAGCCGUCAACGGUCGGGUACCAGAAGGUACCGAAGCCAGGUUCCUUUGUGAAGUGGACUCGAACCCCCCUCCCCAGAUGUACCGGUGGUACCUGAACAACAAUCCAGUGGUUGGGGACUAUGCUGAGGAGAUGAUUAUCUUCAAUGUGUCCCGAAAACACAAUAAAGCAGCCGUUAAAUGCGAAGUGAGCAACUCUGCUGGGAGGAGUGAAGCGUCACUUACCUUAAAUGUCACCUAUCCACCUUCAUUUCGUACCCGACCACAAAACAUAGAAGCUACACUUGGCUCCACUGUUACCUUAAGCUGUGAUGUUGAUGGCCAGCCCCAGCCGGAAAUCAGAUGGCUCUUCCAUGAGCCGGGGAAAAUCGGGCAGGUCAAAGGGAAGGCUCCCAACCUUCGAGUCCAUGUUGAUGAAGAGACCGCUGGAAGAUACAUCUGCAAAGCAUCAGUGGAUGGAUAUCCAGAGAUCGAAAGCGAGGCUACUAUAUUUAUUAAAGGUCCGCCCCAAAUCCUAUCCAACCGUACCCAACUGGGUUCAGAAGGAGAAAGCACGAGGAUAGAAUGCGCGACCCGCUCUGUACCAGAACCAGAUGAUGUGAGAUGGUUCUUUGAAGGACGAGAGAUCAGUGUUAUACACGACCCGGACUAUGCUACCCUCGAAGAGAAACUCGGUGACGGCAUCGUUAGGUCCAGUCUGGUCAUCAGGUCUUCUGAGUCCAAACACUACGGCAUCUAUAACUGCAGCGUCACCAACGAGUACGGCAACGCCAAUGUUGCCAUCACUUUGAAGCCUAUAAAAACCCUGCCACUCUUCAUCAUCCUCAUCGGAGUAUCAUCGGGCAUCAUCCUCAUAGCUGCCUUCGUGGUUAUAUUGGUCAUCUGCAACCGGCGCAGACGCCGCAACCAAGCGAGGAACGAGAAACCAGACGUCACGGUCAACACCAGUGACAUCUAUAACAAGGACAGCGAUGGAAGUUCCAACAUAAGUGAUGUGAAGUUACAGAUUCCUCAGGAGAGCUAUGAUAUGGAAUACACAAACCUGGAUCGCUCUGACAUGAAGCCUGGUCUGCCCUUGGCCGGCCCGGUGCCCAUGCCAAUAAGGGACGACAUGAUGCCCUUCAGAUAUAGCAACGAUUACUCCGACCCUACCUACAAUGAUGCUUACUUUAAGAACCCCGCCUACGUGUACGACUACCCACAGGGCUACGCGCCCCCGCCGCAUCUGAGAGUACAGUCGCCCACCGAAACUGCUACUAAUAGGUCACAGCAAGAUUCAUUGACGCGUAGCAUAGACACAUCGUCGACUCUGCCACUCUCGAACGGCAAUGGAUCAGAGAACAAUUCUCUAAAACGAACGAACAAACCCGAAGAUACUGACGCUAUGAACAACCUUGGUCUACCUUUGGCAGGAGAAGUGCCCAUAUCAGGACCACAGGUAUACACCCAGCCUGGGAAUAAGAACCAAAGCGGUGUGGAUCUCAGAUACGCAGCUACGUACGGCAAUCCGUACCUUAGAAAUUCGCUGGGGUACAGCGCAGUGCACACCGCUAAGCCUGCGUCCACACCCGCUCCUCCCCCGUACUCUGCUAGAGGGGCCAUACCGCCAGGUAUAUAAGUACUUAGGUAACGAAAAGACGACGCCUGCAACGCAUGUUUAGUGAAAGUG
Aricia agestis (brown argus) is the source of this 2560-nucleotide messenger RNA. Its product is annotated as irregular chiasm C-roughest protein-like. The transcript is spliced from 20 exons. Lineage: Eukaryota; Metazoa; Arthropoda; Insecta; Lepidoptera; Lycaenidae. Gene Ontology annotation, biological process: cell-cell adhesion. The coding region runs from base 143 to 2509 and encodes 788 amino acids. Gene Ontology annotation, molecular function: cell adhesion molecule binding. The record is from RefSeq and is a predicted model, not a curated record. Gene Ontology annotation, cellular component: cell-cell junction.